AUGACAGAGGGGGAGGAUGGAAAGGCUAGGGAGACAGAGGGGCGUGAGGAAAAGGAAGAGGGAGGCGUUAGAAACAUGGAGGAGGGCGGUUCCGAAGUCUGCGUGGACGAUCCCAAUACAGGUUUGGAAGGAAGUAACAAUGAGGAGGGCAAGGUAAGGGAGACUGAGGGUGGGGUGCGUGAUGAGAAGCAAGAGGAAGAACCCCGUGAGGAGGGCAAGGCUAGUGGGACUGAGUGCGGGAGGCCUGAGGAGAAGAAAGAGGGAGGCGCAAAAAACAUGGAGGAGGGUAAGCUUAGGGAGACUGAGGAUGGGGGGCGUGAUGAGAACCAAGAGGAAGACGCACGUAUAACAGAGGAGGGUAAGCUUUGGGAGACUGAGGAUGGGGGGCGUGAUGAGAACCAAAAGGAAGACGCACGUAAAACAGAGGUUGAUGUAUUGGAUGGGUCCGGUGAAGACACAGCAGAUGAGGAACCGUCCUCUGGGAAGAUUAUAUUGGAUGCACGAGCCAGUGGAACAGGAAGGGGAGUUGGCGGCGUUGUUGUUAGCUAA
Messenger RNA from Brassica rapa (field mustard), 549 nucleotides. RefSeq names its product high mobility group nucleosome-binding domain-containing protein 5-like. The record is from RefSeq and is a predicted model, not a curated record. NCBI's taxonomy places the organism in Eukaryota, Viridiplantae, Streptophyta, Magnoliopsida, Brassicales, Brassicaceae.